GGGGCGGGGCCGGUAUUUCUCGCGCGGGCGGGCCCCCGCCGCCGCCUAGUCGGGUCGGAGCCGGACCGGUGGCAUGAGCGAGGUGCGGAGCGUGUGCACGCUGGCAGAGGUGCGGCCGGGCGGCGACAGUCCGGACAGUGUGAAAGUGCUACGGCUGACGUUGCAGAAUGACCUUCCAGGCGAGAGACGUGAUCAGGUGAAACAAAAGCCUGUUGGAAGGGCCUUUGCUAUGGUGGCCAACAGAUCAAGUAAUGGCCAUUCACUGGCUUCAGAAUGCAUCAAAUCCAGCGAUGGUCACGAGGAGAUCAUCAAGGUUUACUUGAAAGCAAGAGCUGAGGACAAGGUGAAGCAUGAACAGAAUGUCAGUCAGCUGAAAAGCGAAGUUCGUUACAUUCAAGAGGCUAGAAGUUCUUUGAAGAUGCUGCGGGAAGAUAUAAGUAGUAAACUUGAGAGCAGACAAGGAGCUAAGACUAACCUGCAAUGUGCAAAGGUAAUGUUCGAAAACCAGAAUGGAAUAUGGCGAUACGCUGAUGGCUUGCAUAGGAACUCCUUGGAGGAUCAGGAGGAUGAUGAUUCAGGAGAAGACAUAGAAAAAAUUCGUGAGACAGCAAAGAGAUUGUUCACGAAACUGCAGGAGGCUGAGAAGCGGCAUCAGUCCGACAAGACCGCGUUUGAGAUGACAACCUCUCAAUACCAGAAAGAAAUAGAGCAAACCAGUGCAGCUCUGAAGAAGGCUGAGGAGGGCAUGAUGGAGAAGGAAGUGAAGCUGGAGGAAGUGCAGAGGCUCAUGUCAGGGAUGGAGAAGGAACAUCAGAGUUUGCUGCUGAAGAUGAAAGAAGGUGAAGCAGAGCUGGAGAAACUGAGAAGCCUGCAAAAUGACAAGCUCGCCGAACAGGAUAGGUCGGCCAAACUGGAGAAAGAAGUUGCCACCUUGCGGGAGAAGAUACACCAUCUCGAUGACAUGCUGAAGAGUCAGCAGCGCAAAGUCCGGCAGAUGAUUGAGCAGCUUCAGAAUUCCAAAACAGUGAUUCAUGCGAAGGAUGUGAUUAUUCAGGAGCUCAAAGAGAGAGUUGCCUAUUUGGAAGCUGAGAAUCUGGAGAUGCACGAUCGUAUUGAGCACCUGAUCGAGAAGCAAACCAACCCUGGCAGCCAUAGCACCAGAGCUCGCUCAAAAUCUGAGUAUGUGAGCAGUAAAAGGUCGGCGAAGCCCCUUGGACCCAAGCCCCUCCCUCUCAUCAGAGUACUGGAAACAUGAGCUCUCCUGGGCACAGAUUCUGAACUGAAGAAACUCACCAUUUGCUACUGCCACCCCCUGUGCUCGCUGGACAAAUGGAGGGCAAUGCCUCCAGAGAACUGUAGUGCUUUAAGGGCUAAGCUGUCUCCUGGAGGGGACUGGCAGAGCAGCAAGGCCUACUGAACUGACCUUUCCAUACUGCUGUCCCAAGGGGCUUCCAGAGUCCAUCAGAAGCAAAUUUGUUGAGCAUGGUAUCUGAUGUGGUGUCUGGGGAACAUCCAACCCAUGUGUGUAUAUAACAGACAGACCCACUUGCACUCAGCCCAAGAGUUAGGCUGACUUUCCCUGAUACAGUUCUUUUUACUAUUUCUUCCUUUGCUUAAGCCUGGUAUUGCUCUAUGAGCAACUUACGAUACUAUAGGCCUUCUUUAUGCCUCAGUGGAAUCCUGCUUUUUUAAAUUGCAACUAACCAUGGUGGACUUAAGUUUUUAAUCUUUUUUUAAAAAGAUCAGCACCCAAAAUCAUCCUCUUGAAAUCACAAAGAUUCCCAUGUUUCUCUCCCAAACCGCACCAAACCAGCUGACUCCAACUGAUGUCCUCUUAAGGUCUGGCUCUUCCCUCCUGUGUUCACAGCGAGUGCUGCGUGUGGCUGUUCAUUGGGAUGCAUCCAACACAAGGCUUUUCAAUAGUCUGUUCCUCUGGAGCAUAGAGAUGAACCUUACACAGAUCUGUGUAGGUAUAAAUGAAGAGGUUAUCCAGUUCCUACUUGUAUUUAUUUCAGUAAAUUAUUAGUGUCUUCAUAUUAGCUUGGAAACGGGCACGAGUGCUAAUGCCAUAGUUUUAUGUAGCAUAUUUAGUGCGUGCUUGUUUUCCUGAUUUCAGUGGAAGAUACCAUCUGGUUUUUCUUCCGGGCUUGAAAGUUAUUAUAUAACUUGUAUGUGAUUUGAAAAGAAGCAGUCUUCUCUUUUUUUUUUCUAUAUCUCUGGUAGAGGAAAGAUGUCAGCAUAUGACACCUGUAUCUCUAUAAACUAGUGUAGACAAAGGCAGAGCCAGUCCUGUGAAAGGUACCUAUCAAAUAACCUCUUUAGUGCAGAAAACCAUAUGCCUUACAUAGCCAUCCAAAUAAUCUGUAGUGGAUUGAAUAAAUUUAUGUAAAUAGUG
Messenger RNA from Caretta caretta (loggerhead turtle), 2395 nucleotides. RefSeq names its product tuftelin 1 (gene TUFT1). Gene Ontology annotation, cellular component: I band; intracellular anatomical structure. NCBI's taxonomy places the organism in Eukaryota, Metazoa, Chordata, Testudines, Cheloniidae. The record is from RefSeq and is a predicted model, not a curated record. Gene Ontology annotation, biological process: intracellular signal transduction.